Messenger RNA from Leptopilina boulardi, 1864 nucleotides. RefSeq lists its product as uncharacterized. The record is from RefSeq and is a predicted model, not a curated record. The transcript is spliced from 3 exons. NCBI's taxonomy places the organism in Eukaryota, Metazoa, Arthropoda, Insecta, Hymenoptera, Figitidae. The coding region runs from base 494 to 919 and encodes 141 amino acids.
GCAUAGAAACCAUCGUCGACACAUUGCACAUUCUGAUAACGAAGAGCAGGGUGGACUUGCAGAAAGUGGGUAACAAGUGUCAGCAAAAUUGCAUGUAUGAAAAAUUAAGGAUACAAAACAAAAAUUUUUUUCGCGCUAAAAUUAAAAAUUAUUUUCAAAAAAAAUUCUCUAACAAUUUUAUAAUAACAGUUGAUUGAUAAAAGACAAGAAAAAAAAUUUUUUUUUCAAUAUAUAUAUAAAUUUCAAUUCAAUUAAAAAAUCAGAUAUAUAGUGUCUAAAGAAGAAACAACAAAAGAGAAGAGAGAAAAAAUUUAUUUUUUUUUUUUGAGAAAAAAACAGUGUAAUUUGGAUAUAAUAGGAAAUUUCGAAUUUUACCUCAUGUUUGAUAAGAACAUAUACAACGAGAGACUGAGAGGGAUUUAAAUUAGGAGAUCAUUGUGAUCCAAGCAAAAAAAAAAAGCGAUCAAAACGAAGCACAAACGCGAUCAUACAAAUGGCGAACACGAUAUUUGGAAUAAUUUCUAAUUAUUUUAUUCUUUUUGCCAUUACGUUAAUUGUACCCGGAAUUUUUGCUCGCACAAUUUAUGACAAAAGUAUUUCAAAUCAAGAAUUAAACAACGUGGACUACAAUGAUUAUAAUUUGGAUGAAUAUCAGAAACCAAUGCAGAAAAGAGCAGCACUUUUGCUCGACAGACUGAUGAUUGCAUUGCAAAAAGCUAUUGAAAAUGAAGAUUCAGUGGGUGGAGGAUCGAGUGGGAAAUAUUACGUGAAGUCUGGAAAUCAACUAAGGGAAAGUACCAGGCAAAAUAUUCCCCUGACAGAUGAAAAAACGAUGGAUCUUCAACGCAGAGGACAAGCAAAAGGUCGAGUUUAUUGGCGUUGUUACUUUAAUGCAGUGACAUGUUUCAGAAGGAAGUGAUUUUAUUUUCCGAUCAAGACUUUAUCUUUACUAUAGGUUCCAACUGCAUAUAAAAAAAAAAAAAAAAAAAAGUUUCACCGCAAAAUGUCAGUGUGUUACAAAAAAAAAUUAUCUACGAGAAAAAUUACAUUUCCUCUGUUAUAUACUUGAAUCAAAAUUUAUCUUAAAGAAAAAGAAUAUCAAAUUCUUUUUUAAAAAAAAAUCUCGUAGGGCUUAAUAUGUAAUUAUUCUGUGAAACUUGUUUCAAAAAAAAAAAAUAUAUAUUUUUCUUUUUUUGCACAUUUCACAAGAAACUGAAAAUUAUUUUGUAAAAAUUACGACUGAACUGAGUUUUUAUAACUCUCGUAAAUUAAAUUAUAUAAUUAAACACUAAAAAAUUAAUCUAUAUAAUUAUAAAUAUCUUUUCAUAUAAAAUAUAUAUCUGAAAGAUUUACUCUGUUAUAUAUAUAUAUUAUAAUUAAUGUUAUUAUACUUUUAAGUAUAUAAGAAACAAAUUUAUUUUUACAAUUGAAAUUAUUUAGAAUAAAAAUACGCAUUGAUAUUAUGUGAAUUGUAUACACAUACGUUAAAAAAUGAUUGGUAAAAUGAAUAAUCCACCAUAAUAUUUACAGAAUGAUCAUUAUGCAUGUCAAAUAGUGCCAAAGAAAAAAAAAAGAAAACCAAACAAAAAUUUUACAAAUAAUUUCAAUUGCCAUAUAGAAAAAAAUAAACCAAACAUUUAAUUAUUACACUUUGAGAAUAUUUCCUGUUACACAAUUAAUUAAGUGUUAAAUUUUUUAAUAUAUAUAAGAAAAAUAUUCACAUGAAUUUACACAAUUUUAGAAUUAUGUUAAAAAAAAAAAAUUAUUGCUUCUUGUACCGCAACAGUAUUUUCUUAUCCUUGUGUACCUGAUUUUUCUGUAUAAUAAAUCUACACUUCGAAUAAAUUACUUAUUCUCUCCUCUA